GCCUAUGAUAGGGAAAAUCGAUAUUCCGUACAACAGUCCCCGACACGACGAUGUAAACACUGCUGGAACGGUCGCGUAACUAACAUAUUGUAGUGGAAUUUUCGCGUAAGAACUUUUUAUCCGGAAAUACCUUUGCAGAACAAACCAUGCUGAUGGUGGACAGUGGAAACGAAAGCGCUGACCGGUUGGAGUCGCUGUUUCUGGAUAAUUUUAAAAGCGAUGAGCAGCAUAAUCUGGCAGAUUCCGAUGCGGAAAGUGAUAUCUACUCUAAAAUGAACGAGUUAGACGUAGUGUUUGCUAACCCGAAACAACCAAACCAGCAGCCGAGUGGUGAAGUACUGGUGGAUGAUCCAGCUGCCAUUAGUCGGAGGAUUCUGACUAGUGACAAUAGCACAGAAUCAUACGCUUCCUCCGGUGCGACGAUCAGCAGCGUUUCGACGCAGGACGACGAGGUCCGGGGUAGUCAGAAGUUGACCCAGAUAAAUACAUGCAAAAUUCUGCAACGAAAGCUAGAGCUGAAGGUGGAACGGGCGAAACGCAACUAUCGGCAGAUGUAUGAGGAACAGGAUUUAAACCAAGAACUGGCCACGAAAUCGGCUUCCAUGAUUCCAAUAAGCCGCCUAGCGAUUCCGGGGGGAGGUAGUAUUCGGGACAGCCAGCAACCUCUGGUGGAUGUCAAUCCGGCGGAAGGAAAUAGCGAUGAAGACGAACUGGAACCGGUGUCAUUUUUCCCGAGACCGGACCGAAAUGGUUUGGCAAAUCAGCGGCACACACGGCAGGAACUGUCGGAUACGUUUAGCAUACAGGAAAUGACGAUCGAAUCGGACCAGGAGGACGAACUAGAUUACGAACAGUGUCGGAAGUUGUCCAACAGUAAGGGUUACAAGAAAAUUUUGAAUCGCGCGAUUAGCGGGGAAGGUGAAGAUUAUCUGGAUAACGAUGCGGAGGAUGAUGACGAUGCCCAGAAUUUGGAACUUCUGCCACCGAGAGCGGGCUACGGGCUGAAAGAAUUGGUUCAACGUGUGCUGUGCUGUUCGCGAAAGAAUGAACUGUUUUCCUGAAAUUACGAGUACCGGUUGGUUGCGGAUUGCAACGACAACGGUUGAAGGUAGGGGGGCGGAAAGUGCUGUACAAUAAAAUGCGCUACGAUUGUUUGUGCGUAAUGUGA
Messenger RNA from Topomyia yanbarensis, 1168 nucleotides. RefSeq lists its product as uncharacterized. The transcript has 3 exons. The coding region runs from base 147 to 1061 and encodes 304 amino acids. The record is from RefSeq and is a predicted model, not a curated record. NCBI's taxonomy places the organism in Eukaryota, Metazoa, Arthropoda, Insecta, Diptera, Culicidae.